AUGACUGCUUUGCCGGCUUUACAUUUAUCCACAAAAGCUGAUGCCAAAUGUCGCACAGAAAGACCCUCUAUGGCUGACGACUGGGAGAAGACACAAGGAGGGAGAAACGGCCCAUUCAAUAUCCUAGGGCAUAUGCCGGCUCUAGCGGCGAGCGUCGUUUCACUAGAUUUCAGACCCUUGAUUUACACGUCCUUACUUGGCUUUCUGGCUCUUCCUCUUUUGGCGCUCUUUCAUCCUCCAGAAGCCUUGGCUGCGAAGGACCCUGUGCGUGACUCUGCCGCCUCCUUGAAGAUGCCGGACUCAGAGCCCUCAUAUAGGGAGACUGAGAAUCUUCCGGAACGAGGGGCAGAUUCAAGGGGGGAGGCUACAAUAAACGAAAGCAGCAGCAACAACAACACUGUAAACAACUGCAAUGGUAACGGUAGUACCACAGAGUGGCCGAGGGCUGCAGAUAAUGAGGAAGCACACACCCAUCAACAGCUAGGGGGUGGUCUAGCAGCGCGGCAGGAAGAGAAUUUUGAAGUGCGAAGAGGUACAGCUGUCAUUGGCCAACAACAGCCGAAUCAGGAGCAACAAAGGUUCAGUGACUCCACGACUUCUCAACAGGGCGAGCGGGAAGCAGAAGGAGAGCCCGAGACUGGGAGAGAAGAGAUACAAGAGCGGCAUGAGCGACAAGACUACGGGACUCCUUCGGAAUAUAGUGAAGAGGAAGAUGAUUUGUGGGAGGAUGUUCGCAGUAGCGAGGAUGAAGGCGUCGAGGAGAAGGAGAAAGACAAUGAUGAAGAGCUUCCUUUGGGGUGCACGCACUACAGGCGGAAGUGCAAGAUUGUUGCUCCUUGCUGCCAGCGCAUAUACUGGUGUCGCCACUGUCAUAACGAAGCGAAUGAAGAGAAUCAAGAGAACGCGCACGAGGUGGAUCGGCAUGCAGUGGAGGAGGUGGUGUGUGCCACCUGUGGGGUACGCCAGCCAGUCUAUCACUGCGACGAAUGCGGAAUCUGCCGUUCGGGGGGCAGGGAAUCGUUUUUUCAUUGCCCAACAUGCGGCAGUUGCUACCCCUUACAAUUGCGAAACAAGCACAAAUGCCUAGAGAACGCAAUGAAGCGACAGUGCCCAGUUUGUCUUGAGGAUAUGUUUUCAAGCCUUAGGCAGAGCCAAGUUCUCCAGUGCGGACACACCUUGCAUGCGGACUGUCUUAGGCUGCUGCAGAAACAGAGGGGUUUUCAGGCAAUUCGCUGCCCAAUGUGUAGCAAGUCAAUUGCAGAUUAUAGCGAGUUUUGGAAGCAAUUGAGCGAGGAAAUAGCACGAACGCCAAUCGACGAGCAGUUUAGGAGAAAAGUCAGGAUCGCAUGUAACGACUGUCUUGAACGAUCAGUCACCGACUUCCACUUUCUUGGAUUGCAGUGCGCAAAGUGCAACAGCUUCAACACUCGAUCCAUCGCUGAGGAAUAG
Messenger RNA from Cyclospora cayetanensis, 1449 nucleotides. RefSeq lists its product as uncharacterized. Gene Ontology annotation, biological process: ubiquitin-dependent protein catabolic process; protein ubiquitination. Gene Ontology annotation, cellular component: nucleus. Bases 1 to 1449 code for a protein of 482 amino acids. The record is from RefSeq and is a predicted model, not a curated record. NCBI's taxonomy places the organism in Eukaryota, Apicomplexa, Conoidasida, Eucoccidiorida, Eimeriidae. Gene Ontology annotation, molecular function: zinc ion binding; ubiquitin protein ligase activity. The transcript has 9 exons.